AUGCAUUUCAAGCAGUCGUCGCGCGGCGGCCUCGUGACGGUGCUGGUGCUGUUGACCAUGCUGAUCAUGGCGUACACAGAGCUGUGUGACUACUGGUCGCCCCACUACUUAUAUACCUUUUCGAACGCGGACCACAUGUCGAGCAAUAUGCAGAUCAACUUGGAUAUGACCGUCGCCGUGCCAUGCCGAGAUGUCACGGUCGAUUUGCGCGAUGUCACGGGUGAGUCUGUGCACUAUAUGCCGGCGAAUAUAGCCAAGGAUUCGACCGAGUUCCUCGCGCAGAAAGAGCGCGCUGACACGUACGUCCUUCUCCUCUCUCACACCAGCCGCCGUAAAAAGAUGCGCCUGGCGCAAUUUGUGCGCAAGCCAAACACGCGCCACCCCAUUGACCGCAUCUCGAAGCGUGUAUCCAAGUACGGCGCAAAUGAUCCUGCCACGGGCUUUGCACCGACAAACCCCCUUGUGCCGGACGGCGAAGCGUGCCGCGUCUACGGAACGCUGCUUGUGCGGCGCGUCACCGGGAACUUGCACAUCACCGUAGUCAACAAGCAGAUGUGGUCUGGCAUGCCGGGUGGGACGUGGAGCAACACAUCGCAUGCGAUUCACGAAUUGAGCUUUGGCGUGCUGUACCCCGACAUGGCCGAGCCGCUCGACUCGAUGGUGACGGUUGCGCCGGAAGUCGGGGCCGUGUUUCAGUACUUUAUCAGUGUCGUGCCCACGCGCUAUCUGAGGAAUGGCAAGACCGAGGUCCAGACGCAGCAGUAUAGUGCGACCAAGUUCCUCCGCGAUCCGUACGGGCCUCCUGCCGUCCCCGGCAUCUACUUCCGCUACGAUCUGGAAGGGCUCGAGAUGACCGUGCACAAGAGCUACCGCUCUCUUGUUUCGUUCCUUGUGCGAUUGUGUGCCGUGCUCGGCGGCAUGUGGGUUUUUUCGAGCUACGGACUGCGCACGAUGCACCACCUGCAGGGAGCCGUGCAGCUCCUCUCUAUGCGCUUUCGCGGCGCACAUGAAACUCCCGACACACGCGCCAAGCCAUUUGACGAUGCGCCCCGAGCUCCGUCGACGUGGGACACGAGCCAAAGCAGCGGCUAUGCUACCGGCACGCCCCACUACAGCGCUAAUUUGCAGGCGCAUCCUGCGCACCGUACCCCAAGUAACCCGUAUAAUUAA
Molecule: messenger RNA, 1170 nt
Organism: Malassezia vespertilionis
Lineage: Eukaryota; Fungi; Basidiomycota; Malasseziomycetes; Malasseziales; Malasseziaceae
Exons: 2
Coding region: 1-1170 (389 amino acids)
Biological process (GO): endoplasmic reticulum to Golgi vesicle-mediated transport; retrograde vesicle-mediated transport, Golgi to endoplasmic reticulum
Cellular component (GO): COPII-coated ER to Golgi transport vesicle; endoplasmic reticulum membrane; Golgi membrane
Source: RefSeq, a predicted model, not a curated record